Molecule: messenger RNA, 1179 nt
Organism: Penicillium argentinense
Lineage: Eukaryota; Fungi; Ascomycota; Eurotiomycetes; Eurotiales; Aspergillaceae
Exons: 7
Coding region: 1-1179 (392 amino acids)
Source: RefSeq, a predicted model, not a curated record
AUGGCCUCACCCGUCGACUCCCCCUCCACUCGUCAUUGCUUCCAUCGGAUCUCGCCCAGCGACAUUCGGGAUUCAUGGAGCGGAAGGAUGGAUGGUGAUAUUCUCGAGGAUAUCGCGCGACAGUUGUCCGCUGUUGAAGUGGCACUUUUUCUGUGCUUGGCCAGUCGCGCACAUUGCCUGAUUGAGACCACCAGAAACUAUGUCGACGAUCUUGCAAAGGAGCUAACCCUGAUAUCCUCGAACACUUUCGAUCUGUCAUCCUGCAUUGUUGAUUGCUGUGCCGCAACAUCAAUCGAGGACAUCCACGAUGAGAUUCUCACUCAGGAUGCGCGCAAUUUCCAAUCGCGGCCACCCUAUGUGCGCGGGAAUACUGAAUCGUCCAGUAACAUUUCCGUUUAUAUGGGCCCGCGAGAUCGAAGCAGGUCUCCGGUCCCCAAUACUCCGGCCGAUGAUGUAAAUGUCGUCAAUAUCGUCAUUGCGAAAAAUUUCAACUUGGUUGAAGAUGACGUUCAGGUCCAGGCGUUGCAGUUAAUGCGAACAAGAAACCUGGCAACAGAAGCGGGAAUAUUACAUGCUCCGGCAGACUUCCUCUUCGUACCCCUUGUCGUCCGCGAUGGAGAUCUGCUUGAUCCUCCGUUACGAACACACCUUAGCGAGCAUCUCUUAGUUUCCCAUUUCCACGACCCUGAGGAUGGAUACGUGUACCUGGAAGAGAAUGAAUGGUUCUCCGACGGUCAAUACUCUACGUCGUCAGUGAUUCACAAGUCAAAAGCCAAAAAGCAGCAGCGCGCCAAAAUCGAUGAAAUGAUUCUGAACAAACUUCGAGAAGCAAGUGAAUCAGUCACAACAAGCGCCGAGGUCGUUCGGUACAUCCAGGAUAUCGUUGUCUUUCUGCGGCUCAGCCGUGCCGUGGCUGGUGGUAUCUCUGCCAAAUCAAACAAUCAGUUCGCUCAGUUUGCACAGCUCCUUGCACCCAUUCACGGUAUCGAUUACCUAACACCAUCGAUUGUGGCGCUGGCUGCGAGGAAGGUCUUCCGUCACCGAAUUGUUGUCGCGAAGCCAGAGGAUGACCGCAGUCUUCAAUAUGGAAGUGAUCUAGGGGCUGUAUCCCAAGUCCUGGACAAUGUGACUCCUGAUUCUAUUCUGGAUGGCGUUCUUGCAUUGGAGCCGCCGAUAUGA